AGACACUUCUGUUGUAUUCUGACUAAUUUUGAUGUUGCAUUGUCAAACGAUCCGCGCGUUCGUUUACAUAUUCUAAUGAGUAUCUCUUUGAAAUUCCUAAACCCAGGGCCUACUUUAAGGCGAUGAAUGGUUUUCGUCGCUAAACGAUUCCUUUAAUUUAGGCCCUUUUUGUGUGUUUGUUUUGGACUUCCGGCAAUAAGCCUGUUUUGAAUACAUCACAAUACAAGUGAUCGACAAGUGAGCAGCUGAUCUUGGGAGUGACGCGAGAGAGCCUGGGCCUAGGGAGAUAAACAACAGAACUUCACGCUGUCCUUGGGUCGACUUUGACGAACAUGGCCUUGGAACAGGAAGAUUUUAGUUUGACAGAGAUAGAUCGCGAUUUGCUUUUGUGUAGAGAAAGAUUCUAUGUGUCUGGCAAUCAAGCAAACUUAUGGAUCGUCAAAGGCUCUUCCAUGGAUCUCGUAAUCGAUACCGGAGUGGGACUUUGGGAUUUGCCGGGAUUUUUAAAGCGAGCUGGCGCUAUUGGCGAUAAACCCUUUCUUGCAGUCGCUACUCAUGUUCACUUUGAUCACUCGGGUGGUCUUCAUCAGUUCGAAGAGUUUGCAAUUCAUCGGUCUGAAGCGAGGGCUAUACAGCGAGGUGAUAACUACGAAGCAUGCACGUUAAUGAACGAGAGUGAUAUUUCUAAACCGCCGAAGAAAAACUGGGCAGCAAAAGAUUAUAAAGUUAUGCCAGCCCAACCAACAAGACUUUUGGACGACGGAGACAUCAUUGACCUUGGUAAUCGAACAAUUCGCGUAAUGCACCUUCCCGGRCAUUCCCGAGGUAGUAUCGCUCUGUACGAAGACGCGACAAGAACGUUAUUUAGUGGGGACAUCAUCUACGACGGCUUGUUGAUUGACUGGCUGCCCUAUAGCAAUGUGGCUCAAUAUAUUCAAUCUUGCGAAACUCUGUUAUCGCUAGCGCCAAGUGUAGAACGAGUAUGCCCUGGACAUAAUAACUAUUUUGACGGGCACACGCUACAGAGACUUUUAUUCGCAUAUAUCUCCAACGCAACUGGCUGUCACAAGUUAGGUACGGGUUGUUUGAAAUCAGUUGCAAUGGUAGUCUUGAAAGGGCGAAACACUAACAAUGUUCCUGCUAAAUGCUGUUACUUUUCCUGCUGUUGUUGUCGCUGCUUAUGCCUGUGAAGAAAUGACCAACCUUUGCGGUUAUGUUUUCGUAAUUCAACAAUGAAAUGAAAAUUGAAAAAAAUUGACGGAAACGAAUGGGAAAUUGCAAUUGUAAAAACAAAAUCAAAUAGUUUGCUAUAUAAAUAUUAUGAAUGUCUUCAAAAAGAUAUAAAAAUGCCAAAAAAAUUGUUCAGCCCAUUUAGAUAAGUAUUGUAAAUCGAAWUAAUAUAUUUCAAAAUGAUGCUUAUGUAGUGAAGAAGUCACCAUUUUAAUAUAUUUGGUUGAUUUCUCAAUUAAAAACUGUACACAGCAAUGGCUGACUAGUUCAAACUGUUCAGUCAGUACUGUUGAAUGAUAACAAACUGAUCAAAAACCUCAUUUUUGUACCUUGGAUUAUGGAUUUUUAUUCAAAACAACAGUACAUUAUUGUUACUUAUAUUGUACUGAACAGGUGAAAGGUUACUUUUUCACUUCUUUUUCUUUUCAUAUUGCCAUUAAAAGAUUAAUAAAGUUCUCAMUACUUAACAGCUAAUUCUUCUCUAGAAUAUGCUCACACAAAAUAAGAACUUUUCAAUCUCAAAUAUAUUCACUGGUUACUUGUAAAAUUUAAAUAAAAUGUGAACCAGUGUGUCUAUGCAAAUGCAAUUGAAGCACAGCUGUGUCAGUAAUAAACAAUGAUAUCAAAAAAGCUAAAGAAGUAAACUUUAUCAGCAAUGUAUAUCUUCAACACACUUAAAAUUUACUACUCUGUUAACUGCAAGACAAUAAAACCCUGCCUAAGUUUUUAAUUAAGCUUGGAGAAGGAUUAUCAAAAAUGGCAAAUUGUCAGUAAAUCAUGCAUUUUAAUGUUUAUUAUGUAUAGGUGCUAUAUAUGUUUUGUACACAUAUUGAAAGUGUUCAUAACAUUGAUAUAUAAUAUGCAUAAAUGUCAUGAUAGGGUGCCCCAAGAUCAAGCUUAUAAUUAAACAGUCUCUAUUAUACAGCUCCUGUCAAAAUCA
Molecule: messenger RNA, 2170 nt
Organism: Exaiptasia diaphana
Lineage: Eukaryota; Metazoa; Cnidaria; Anthozoa; Actiniaria; Aiptasiidae
Product: metallo-beta-lactamase domain-containing protein 2
Exons: 1
Coding region: 333-1190 (285 amino acids)
Source: RefSeq, a predicted model, not a curated record